Molecule: messenger RNA, 4655 nt
Organism: Cyprinodon variegatus (sheepshead minnow)
Lineage: Eukaryota; Metazoa; Chordata; Actinopteri; Cyprinodontiformes; Cyprinodontidae
Gene: map3k3
Product: mitogen-activated protein kinase kinase kinase 3
Exons: 17
Coding region: 1262-3115 (617 amino acids)
Biological process (GO): protein phosphorylation
Molecular function (GO): protein binding; protein kinase activity; ATP binding
Source: RefSeq, a predicted model, not a curated record
CGAGUAACAGCGCGUCCCCGCAGCUUGACGGGCGAUAAUUUGGAUAGUUUGUCAAUCAGGAAUUCCUUUGAGAACAACUCUGGAUUAUUUUAAACGUGUGGACGACUCGACAUCAAGUAUUUUUGGUCAGCAAUGGAUCCCAACACCACUAAUGGGUUUUCGUGACUUGUUGCAGGAGCUGCAGCGGGUUCCGGUGGAGAUAUUUUGUUCUGUCAGGAAGUUUGACGUAUUCGGUUGAAGACCGUUUCUUGGUUUGUUUUUGUUGUGAAAAGUCGCGGGCUAGCUAACUCUAUCGCCAUUAACCCUGGAAAAUACGUUAUAUUAUAACCUUGGUUAAGCAUGACUUGUUAAACAUUCUUAUUUUAGAGUUUGAUAAGUCUUUUUAAGGAUUAUAAUCAGACAGUAUUCCUCUAGUGGUUCUUAACGGUUGCUUUUACUUUUUCUGAAACGUCUCGACUGAGUCAAAACUAUCGCGUCGCACGUUGAAUAUAUUUUAUCAUUACAUGUUCGUUAGGCCAGUAGGGCCUUUGGAGUGUUUUAUGUUAGGAGGCGACAUAUAUAUAAUACUGAACUCUCUAUCUGUUCUCAAUAAUAUAUUGAAGUAAAAUUAGGCAACAAAGAAAAGGGAAAUCUGAAGUUUUAUCAGGAAGACAGGCUCUUAUAAUCACGGAAACUACUGUUUUCCCUUUGGAGAGCUCAGGAAUGGAUUUAAUAAAAGCUACAAGGCAACUGUUACACCACAUUUGGUAGAUUUUUAUCUUUUUUAUAUAUAUAUAUAAGUUUCAGCUUAAAGCCUAAAAAAAAAAAAAUCAUGUUUUGGAAAUUCAAGUUUUCCAAAGACCCGAGGCUGCAGCGGCCUCAGCAGGAACAGUUAGAUUUAAUGCUUUCUGUAUAGAAAGAUAUUGUGUUUAUCUUACAUUUUCUGAAAGAUACCCUUAUAGACUCUGUUAGUGCGUUAGUGAGUUAAAACUCUGUGAAAGAGGACAACAUCCUCCCCCAUAUUUGGGGGUGUCUAUCCCCUGCAUGCCGCCGUCACUCUCACACCCUCUCACGGGUGUUUUGGUCUGACCAAGGACGUCGAUGGACGUCUGCUCCUCCAGGACACUGUAUCCCUCUACCAUCCAGAGACGCAGGUGACUGGGUCCCCUACAAACGAAUCUGGAUCAUUUUACCUGAGAUUACAGGGUGUGGGUGGUCCGGCACUUCAGAAGCAUCAGUCUAAAGGCUGCUUUGUGGACCACGCACGCACUACGCUGCCAAAAUGAAUGAGAGGCAGGCUCUCCACUCCAUCAUGAAAGACCUGGUUGCCCUUCAGAUGACUCGACGACAGCCGGUGUUUUCCUACGACAGCGGAAAACCAAAGACACUGGCACAGGUUAACAGACAGGAUGAUGUCAGGAUAAAGUUUGAAUACUCGGGAGAAAAAAGGAUCUUGGUGUUUGGAAGGCCUGUGCAAUUUGAGGAAAUUCAGGAAAAAGUAAAGAGUAUCUUUGGCCAGAAGCUUGAGCUCCAUUAUAUGAACAAUGAGAUGUCGAUUCCUCUACGAGGUCAGGAUGACCUGGAUAAGGCAGUAGACCUGCUUGACAGAAGCUCCUGUAUGAAAAGUAUCAGGAUAAUGCUUCUUUCUCAAGAGCUCAGCAAUGCGUCCUCCAACUCUCACCAAUUGUCAUGUAAGCAGGUGAGGAUUAAGGCCUCCCACUCCACUGGAGAUGUUAGUACAGCGUACCAACCCUCUGAACCCAGAGGGCGCCACCUAUCAACAGGUUCCCAGAACACGGGACGAAGUUCCCCUCCUCCUGGAUACGUCCCUGAGCGUCAGCAGAGGAUUGCCCGACAAGGUUCUUACACCAGCAUCAACAGUGAGGGGGAGUUCAUCCCAGAAACCAGCGAUCAGUGUGUUUUGGAUCCCUGGAGCAGUGCAGAGAAUUCAGUUUCUGGAAGCUGUCAGUCUCUGGACAGCAACUCAGAAAGCCCAUCAAUGAGGAAGUCUCGCAUGCACAGAGCCAAGAGUUACCCAGAUAACCGGCAAGAGAUAUCAGACCGGGAGAAUCAUGUGUAUGACAGGGUAGCAGGAAAGGGAGGCACCUACCCUCGCAGGUACCAUGUUUCCCUGCAUUACAAAGACCACAGUGAAGGUCGUCGAACAUUUCCGCGCAUCCGUCGUCCCCAGGGAAACCUGUUUACUCUGGUGCCCUCACGACGAUCGCUUAAUGGCAGUGAAGAGAGUCUAGGAAGCAGGCAGCAGUUGGACCUACAAGGCAGGCUGCGUCCACAUGAACGUUCUGUUGCCCACAAGUCACCCAGCGCCCCGGUGACGUGGCGUCGGGGGAAGCUUUUAGGCCAGGGGGCUUUCGGUCAGGUCUACCUCUGCUAUGAUGUGGACACUGGGAGAGAACUGGCUGCCAAGCAAGUCCAGUUUGAUCCUGAAAGUCCUGAGACAAGCAAGGAGGUAAGUGCUUUGGAGUGUGAAAUCCAGCUUCUAAAAAAUCUGCAUCACGAGCGCAUCGUUCAGUACUACGGCUGUUUGAGGGACCACAAUGAGAAAAAGCUCACGAUCUUCAUGGAGUACAUGCCAGGGGGUUCAGUCAAAGAUCAGCUGAAGGCUUAUGGGGCUCUGACAGAAAAUGUUACUCGGAAAUACACUAGACAGAUUCUGGAAGGAAUGUCGUAUCUGCACAGUAACAUGAUUGUACACCGAGACAUUAAAGGUGCCAACAUCUUGCGGGAUUCAGAGGGAAAUGUGAAACUUGGAGAUUUUGGUGCCAGUAAAAGGCUGCAGACCAUCUGCAUGUCUGGGACCGGCAUCCGAUCUGUGACCGGCACCCCCUACUGGAUGAGUCCAGAGGUGAUCAGUGGAGAGGGCUACGGCAGGAAAGCUGAUGUCUGGAGCCUUGGUUGCACCGUGGUUGAGAUGCUCACAGAAAAGCCCCCAUGGGCAGAAUUCGAGGCCAUGGCAGCGAUAUUCAAGAUCGCCACCCAGCCGACCAAUCCGCUGCUCCCACCACGUGCCUCUGACCAGGCUCGGGACUUUAUCCGCUGUAUCUUUGUGGAGGCAAAACACAGACCAAGUGCAGAGGAGCUGUUAAGGCAUCCUUUCUCCCAAAUACAGUGCUGAGUAGUGCUUCAACCCUGAACUGAAGUGUAGCACUGGAGCCUUAAUGGGCAAAGCAUUAGCAGUGUUUGAUGCACCUAUCACCGUUAUAUGCUUUAAAGGAGACACAGUCUUCAACACACAAAAACUCUUAAAGCUCACUUUCUUUCCUUUUAUUUCCAGCAUGUGCUGUUCCAAGAGUUUCCACAAGGGGGAAAUAAAUAUUUACUUAUGAGGCUGCUCAUCCUGACAGAAAACUCACUUCAAAGGAAUCAUUAUGGAGUCACGGUUCAUGCACCAGUUGUGACGAUUCCUGUUUACAUUUAUUUCUUUUGCAGUAAAAAAAAAGUCCAUGGAAUCCUUUUAUUUUUCAACAUUCAAACCAAAAGUUAUGCACUGUUGCCAAAGAGUUUCUCUGCAACAAAAUGUUCUUAAACUCUGGAAGAUUCUUUAAGCUACUUCCGAUUUCUUGUUUUAAGCAUAUCCAGAUCAAGACACAUUAAGGUAUUAAACCCAGUAAGCUUUUCUUUGUAAUGUGUCCUAAAUAAGGCAACAUGUACCAAAGCUAGUGGGAUCAGUUAUUAAUUCUAUGAAUUAUUAUUACAUUACUGUUGACAAAACCAAUUUUCUAUACCUUCUUACUGUUUGUAGCAUUGCUUCAGAAAUGAAGGGGUUUUGCCAUUUCUAAGAAACAUAUCUGUCUAUCAGUGGCAAUAGGAUCAUUGUUAUUUAUCUGACAAUGGCAGAAAUGUCAGAUUUAAGAUUUUGAUUAAAAAGAAAAAAGUAUUUAUUUAAAAGUGUUUUUACUUUUUGACACAAGCAUAAUUCGAUUAUGUGAUCAAAUGGAGUCUUACAAUAAUUUUUUUAAAUGCACAAACUGCAAAAUACACAAUGGAUCUCAAAAGUGCAUUGGUUAAUGACAGUUUUUUUUUUUAGGACAUAACCGUUAUCACCCUUAAAGGUAUAGUGGAGGACUUUAGCAAAUUUUGAAAAGACCCGCUUUCUCCACUUUAAAAAACAAAUGCACAUGCACAACCCUGUACGGGUACAGGGUUUUAUUAAGCGCGUGAGAAAGCAUGCACGGGCCCAUUCCUCCUCAAGGAUGUGCGGAGACGCAAUGAUAAGACAGUUGCUUGGAUGGAUCUCAUCUCACCUUUAUUUAUUCAUAAAAUUUUACCCACAAAUAAGACUACUGGUACAUUAAAAAAACCGUGACAUGCUUCUAUAUGUGUGUGUGUGUGCUGCAGGGGACAUUUGGACAUGUUUGCAGGAUAAAAAAAUAUCUUUGGCCAUCCUAUAACUACUAAUGAUGCAAAUUACAAAAUAAGUUAUCUUCCCUGGAAAGUUACAAUAUAGAGGUAGAUAACUUUUAUUAGCAGUAAUGUGAAAUUAAUUCCUCCAAAUAGCAUGCCAAAUUUUACCUGUCGAGUAGAAACUUUGCAACCAAGGCAUCGGUGUGGCAUCACGCCAUCGCCUGAAAGAAUCUCAAAAAAACACUCUGGUCUUGUUUCUCUCUUCAGAUGCCUUUCUCCUCUUCUCUUACACUUCGUUGACACUUUUUCUC